This is a messenger RNA of Entamoeba invadens IP1, 390 nucleotides long. RefSeq lists its product as hypothetical. Lineage: Eukaryota; Evosea; Mastigamoebida; Endamoebidae. The record is from RefSeq and is a predicted model, not a curated record. The transcript has a single exon. Bases 1 to 390 code for a protein of 129 amino acids.
AUGGGUCUUAAUAUAAACUAUAUAAAUGGAGGCGGUCACGCUAUAACCAUGUGGGGAUAUGAGCUUGGCGAUUAUGAUAUGGUAGAUGCUGAGGAAUGUUACACUAUGAAUCAAGAAAAUUUGAAGGUUAAAGAAGAAGACUUGAACAGUAAAAGAGGAGACUAUAUGAUCACUUAUUUCUAUAUAACAGAUUCGGAUGAUGGAUGUAGAGCUGUUGGUGGAUGUGGUAGAGUUACUAAACCAAGUCCAUUGGUCAGAAUUCCCGUAUUUUACAGAGAUAAUGGUGCUUAUGUGGUGACUACUACUAAUUGUGCUUCCUAUGCUAAAGUUAUUUCAUUGACCACAUUCAACGUAAACUAUGGAGAAGUACCAGUGAAAAGAACUGCGUAA